Messenger RNA from Miscanthus lutarioriparius, 438 nucleotides. Lineage: Eukaryota; Viridiplantae; Streptophyta; Magnoliopsida; Poales; Poaceae. The record is from the annotation of a GenBank genome assembly.
AUGGCAUCAUCCCUAGAUCUUUCAGGUUUUUUUGAGGAAGAGGACGUGUCCCAAAGGAAGAUCAGGUUCACAUCAACACACCCACCUGAGGAUUUGUUUGACAAGAUCGAAAAUUCUGCAAGUGAAAUGGGCUUCCAUGUUCACAGAGGCCACAGUAAGCUUAAGAUGACGCAAAACUGCAACGGAUCAGUGAAUCAAAAGAAUCCUGUUCCUGUGUCGUUUCUAGUCUGGACUGAGGUAUUUGAGCUUAGCCCCUCUUUGUACGUCGUAGAGCUCAAGAAGUCCCAUGGUGAUCCUGCAUUGUACAGACAGUUCUGUGAGAGGAUCUGCAGUGACCUGGGUGUGCUCAAGAUGGAUCAGAUCUUUGGGACGAGACCGAUCGCCGAUGAUCUUGCAAGCUUGGACAAACGAUCUGUGACACCUUUGGUUGCAUUGUGA